AACGAAUUGGACUGCGCAUGUCUUUUCGUUAGUUCCGGAUUUGUAAGGAAAGGAAGAUCACUUGCUCCUCACUCAAACAUUAAUCAUACAUAUAAUAACACACAAAAUGGCUUUAAAACGAAUAAAUAAGGAGUUACAAGAUUUAGGCAGAGACCCACCAGCACAAUGCUCAGCAGGUCCAGUAGGGGAUGAUUUAUUUCAUUGGCAAGCCACAAUAAUGGGUCCACCUGACAGUCCGUACCAAGGAGGAGUAUUUUUCCUUACAAUACACUUCCCCACAGACUACCCAUUCAAGCCUCCAAAGGUUUCAUUCACAACUAAGAUAUAUCACCCCAAUAUAAACAGUAAUGGUAGCAUAUGUCUUGAUAUAUUACGUUCACAGUGGUCUCCCGCUUUAACCAUAUCUAAAGUUCUUCUCUCUAUAUGUUCCCUACUUUGUGAUCCAAAUCCAGAUGACCCAUUAGUUCCGGACAUAGCCAGAUUGUUUAAGACCGAUCGUAAAAAAUAUGCUGAUACUGCAAAAGAGUGGACCAGGAAAUUCGCUAUGUGAUACAAACUUUCCAUGGAUAAUAAAUUGACAGUUUUUUAUACAAUAUUAUGAUAUAUAGAUUUGAAAAUAUAUGAAGAAUUUAUUUGGGAAGUAAAUGAAAAUGUACAAUGACUGAUAACUUAAUAUGCACUAACAAACUUUCGACCAGUCAUUGAAGUUUUGUACAAGUACAUAUUUAAAGAUGAAAUGCUCCCUAAUGAAUUGAAUUGUAUGUACAUAUUUAUUAUAUAUUUAUCAUUUCUGAAAUGCUAAUUAUAUCUUAACCUCAUCAUUAAAUAUGUACUUCAGUUCAUUUGCUCCCAAUUAUUGUAGUUCAAACUUUUACUUCUAAAAAUAUUAUUGAACCGAUGGAAAUUUUUAGUUAACAAGAACAGGAAACAAUUUGAAAUUGUGGCUUGAAAUAUUGUGAUAAUUUAUGCAAGUCUGUUGUAUGUCUAAUUAUAAUACCUCACAAAGUGUGAUAUGGUUUUUUACAAAGAAAAUACUAAUCGGUAAUGAAAUAGUAUUUUUAGAAGUGAAAUUUCAUACAAGUCUAUGUUUCCUUUCGUUUUUUGCAUGUUCAGUCAUUUAUGUACAUGUACAGUAGUUGUUUCACAUUUUACACAAUUUAUGUAUGUUGACAUUUUGUAAUCUUUAUUUUCAUGCUAUAAUUAUUGUAUCAAGGAAGUUAAGGAUUAUUUUGAAUAUUUUUUCAGUGCUUCUGUCCAUAUGCUCGCUCUUAAAUGACCCAAACCCAGAUGACCCUUUAGUACCAGAUAUUGCCAGAACUUAUAAGACAGACAGACCGAAGUAUAAUGAAAUAGCUAAAGAAUGGACACAGAAAUAUGCUACGUAAAAAUGCUAAAUGAUAAACAUUGUUUUGUGGUACGAUAAAUGACAAGCGAAUUUAUUGAAAAUCUUGUACAAGUGCUAGAUACUAAAAUAGUGCAGGAAGACUUUUUUCCAUUUUUAUUGACAUGUUUUGUUUUUUAGUCCAUUUGUAAGAAGUUCUUACAACAAUACAAUAUUGUAAAUUUUACCCAUUAGAUAUUGUGAAGAUUGAAAAUGUUAUUCUUUUUUUCAGAUUUUGGUACACAAAUAUUCUCUGUCAGACUUCUUUUAUUUUCUGUUGGUAAAGACAGUUAAUGAUUUAAAAAUAGAAAAAAGCUUAUAAAACUGUGUUAAGUCUUUGGAUAUACACAUGAUUUAGAUGUUUGUGAGGAACUGUGGUUGAUUCAGAUUGUAACAUCAUUGUCACCAUUGCAAAUGUUAACGUUCAUUAUAAGUUUAUUUAAAUCAGACAAGUUUUAUAAUAAAAAAAAAAAUGUUCUAGAAAAUCAUUAAGUUUGGGAUUUUCCACCCACUUGAAAGUGUUCUUGAAUUCUACAUCAAUAUAUAUUUUCUGAAUCAGAAUCGGUUUUAGUUGGUUUUUUUUUUACCAUUUCCUCAGUCAAAUUUCCCUCUCCUUCUUUGGCUUUUACCUUUGUGACGUUAAGCAAUAAAAAAAGUACACCUGCUUAUGACAUUGAAUACAUCUUUUGGUCAGUUCACCAGAAAAGAACAUUGAAAAUCUUAAGAAAAUGAUUUUACUGUGCUGCUUAUUCAAAUGUCAUUUCUCCACUGUAAAAGUAGAUAACAUUUAUAAAAAAAUAUUUGUACUGUAUGUUUAGGAUUAUUAAAUUUGUUAUGUUUUUUUUCCUCUGAUAACUGUUGAUAGUUAAUAGAUAUCAUACAAGUCACUCUUUUACAAUAACACAGAAUUUAGGAACAUAUUUCAUAUUUAGGAUGAUCAAAUUUUUGUUGUUAACUUGUUAUUCCUCUCUCUUUGUAAAAUGUGCUGACAAUAAAUGUAAAUCAUAAAAAUCUUACAGUAAUAAAGCAAACACAAAAAUAUUUCUACAUUUAGGAUUAUCAAAUUAGUAAUUUUUUUUUUAAAAAUGUAUGGAUAGUUUUGUAUAAUUUAAAUCUGCUUAUGAAUUGAUGCAAUAUUUCACCCUAAGGUUCUCCAGGUUUAAGUAAACUAUGUACAUUUCAGUGGUUGCAAACAUUGUCACCAGUCAUGUUUGAAUAAAUAUCUUAAUUCAUA
Messenger RNA from Mytilus californianus (California mussel), 2615 nucleotides. RefSeq names its product ubiquitin-conjugating enzyme E2-17 kDa. Gene Ontology annotation, cellular component: nucleus. The record is from RefSeq and is a predicted model, not a curated record. The transcript is spliced from 6 exons. NCBI's taxonomy places the organism in Eukaryota, Metazoa, Mollusca, Bivalvia, Mytilida, Mytilidae. The coding region runs from base 107 to 550 and encodes 147 amino acids. Gene Ontology annotation, molecular function: ubiquitin conjugating enzyme activity. Gene Ontology annotation, biological process: ubiquitin-dependent protein catabolic process; protein polyubiquitination.